Talaromyces stipitatus ATCC 10500 is the source of this 486-nucleotide messenger RNA. RefSeq lists its product as uncharacterized. Bases 1 to 486 code for a protein of 161 amino acids. The record is from RefSeq and is a predicted model, not a curated record. The transcript is spliced from 2 exons. Lineage: Eukaryota; Fungi; Ascomycota; Eurotiomycetes; Eurotiales; Trichocomaceae.
AUGUCUACUUCCGCUUCUUCCCCACCGCCUAUAUCACACAUCCUCGAAACAUGUCUCUACGUCCGCGACAUAGAGGCGUCGACUAAUUUUUACAAAUCGGCUUUAAAUAUGGAGCCCUUUCUGAAUAGUCCCCGAGUAACCGCAUUCAACCUCGGUUCUACAACUCUACUCCUCUUCAAGCUAGGAUCAACACAGGAGGACAUCACAAUAAAUACCGAAAAAUCUCACGGCAUUAUCCCCAGUCAUGGUCCGAAAGAUUCUAACAUUCUCAACGAAGUACAACGCCGCAAUAGUCUAAAUCAACAUUUCUGCUUUGCGGUCAAAUCCCCCCAGGAUGUAGAGGAAUGGCAUAAGCAUUUCCAGAACCGUGGUGUCCGUGUGUUGGGUACGAUGGAUUGGGAGCUUGGUGGGAAAAGUGUCUAUUUUGAGGAUCCGGAUGGUCAUGUAGGUGAGAUUGGGUCAAGAGGGAUUUGGAAGCAUUAUUGA